ACCGAUUCUUAUCCUCAUCCACAGCACCACAUCCACAUCCACACCCACGUCCACAACCACGUCCACAUCCUCCACUCAAACAACUACCUACCAACUUUCAUCCCCUAAGCACCACUCAAAAUGCAGUUCACCACCAUCCUCUCCCUCGUCGCCAGCCUGUCUCUGACGUCCGCGGCAGCCAUCGCCAGCCCCGACAUCGAAGCGCGCAGCCCCAGCGGCUCCUGCCCCAGCACGUACGAGCACAGCGGGACUGCCUUCCUCUCCGACACCUCGGACUGCAACGUCUUCUAUAUCUGCGACCACAACGGGCCCGUCAAGUUCAACUGCCCCGUCGGCUUGCACUUUAGCCCGUCCACUUGGGUCUGCGAUUACCCCGCCAGUGCCGGGUGUAGUAGUUACAACUAAGUAGAGGGCGAGAUGUCGCCGGCCUACUCUAGUCGGUGGGAUUGGGGGAAGGGAGGAGG
This is a messenger RNA of Tricharina praecox, 464 nucleotides long. RefSeq lists its product as uncharacterized. Bases 121 to 405 code for a protein of 94 amino acids. The record is from RefSeq and is a predicted model, not a curated record. The transcript is spliced from 2 exons. NCBI's taxonomy places the organism in Eukaryota, Fungi, Ascomycota, Pezizomycetes, Pezizales, Pyronemataceae. Gene Ontology annotation, cellular component: extracellular region. Gene Ontology annotation, molecular function: chitin binding.